GGCUACAGAUCAUUGAUCCAAGGCAGAGAGUUCGUUAUCGUUUUACAUUAUCAUUUUCUCUUUGAGUGUGUUACUUUUCGCAUCUUAAGUUCAAUCAAUAAAGCUCCAUUCACCUUCGAUUUGUUCUUAGCUCGUGUGUUAUCGUUGUUGUGUGUUAUUUCGUGUUCUUAGCUCACCAUUGCAUCUAAGUACCUAUGAUGUUUGUAUAUUCAAACUGACCUAUUCAAUUCUUCUUUUUUAUAUGUAUAUAAGUGUGCGAAUGUAUCUUUUGAUGGGAGAUUUUUUUGGUCAUUUUGCAUGCGGCAGAGAAUGAAUAGAUCAUAUCUGAUCAAUAUUGAAUCUUGAUUUCCAUGGAUGAGAGUUGUAUUCUCCUUGUUUUAUUACCUUUAGUCAUGUGGAUAAUGAGUGGGUGGUUUAAUAUCGAGUUCACGAGUACUAUACACUAGAGAGUUUUCGAUACUAUGGAAGAGGUUAAUGAUGAUUGCCUUCAUUUCAGCUUGUUGAUGUUUAGCAACAAUGUCUAUACAAAACAUUGAGAGCCGGUGUUUCCCUUUCCUUUGCAAUGUUUUUCAUGGACCAUUCAGUUUUAAUUCAUCACUUUUCUUUCAAGUUUCCUACUGCUUAUUAGCCUUAAUUAAGUCUCCCGAGGUAGUGAUGCAUUUGUUUAUCAUAGUUCAGCUCCGGCAGACACACAAUCACUCCAGUCAGCAUUUAUCAUAUUGGCUAACCUUUGUUGAUUUUUAUCUUAAGGUGCAUCGGGCGCUGACAAAGCACGAGAGAGGAAGAGGCUGUGCCAGAAGCUGUCCGUUGAUGCAUGUAUGCACACUGCACAGAAUCCUCUUCUCUGAGCAGUUUAAGAUAAGCAACGCGGAUUCCAUGGCGGGGAGUCACAGUUCCAGCCUAUGGGGCCAAACCUCAAGGCCAUUUCAAGAUGGAUAGACAACGGCAGAGAAGGACAUCAACAAGUAUUUGGAGUUUCAGAACGGCAUGGAGACGUUGUAGCCUGACUUCAACAAACUGGGCAAGCCCAAGUAGACGCCUGCAUGAACAUCCAUCCGGAAGGAAGAAACUCAGCAAGCUGACGAAGAUGACAGAUGCCAAUGACAAUGAACUCCAUUUCUUAAUUUGCUUUUGUCAUUGUUGCUGCUGCUGUUUCUUCGUAAUGCAAUAUUGACUUAAUUUUCAUUGUUAUUCAAACAAAAUUUGGUAAUAUAUAGCCGUACUCCAUUUGUUUUUAUGUUAAUAGUAAUUAUUAAUGUAACCUUUUGAA
This is a messenger RNA of Salvia splendens (bonfire salvia), 1270 nucleotides long. RefSeq lists its product as uncharacterized. The record is from RefSeq and is a predicted model, not a curated record. The transcript has 3 exons. NCBI's taxonomy places the organism in Eukaryota, Viridiplantae, Streptophyta, Magnoliopsida, Lamiales, Lamiaceae. The coding region runs from base 517 to 939 and encodes 140 amino acids.